This is a messenger RNA of Owenia fusiformis, 1569 nucleotides long. NCBI's taxonomy places the organism in Eukaryota, Metazoa, Annelida, Polychaeta, Sabellida, Oweniidae. The record is from the annotation of a GenBank genome assembly.
CAACUUAUCGGUCACACCUACAACAACGCACUCAACUACUACCACACCUGUCAUGUCUACGAUUCAAAGUACACCGACCAAAGCUGCCAGCAGCAUACCUGUCACAUCUACCAUCUCGUCCAAAGCCACUAAUAAUGUGGAGAGUUCAAACUCAAAUACAUCGACAUCUUCUCAGUGCUGUAGUUCUGAUGUCAUGCCUACAACAACUCGCACUGCCUGCACAAUUGUCAAGUCUACGUCAACGACCACAAAUGCUACACAAUUGCAUAUAGCGCCAACAGUUCCAUCAACAUCCAACAGUAAACCCACUGGCGCUGUGCCCAAUCCAAUUAUUCAAGCGCCAAUAAAUGGAACAAAACCCACGUACUCCAAACCUUGGCCUCAUGGCAAGGUAUCUCCAAAUCCUCAAACCAAGCAAAUCCAGUCUAUCAUUACCUCAAAAAAGCACUCCUCUGCAUACUCGUACUCUACGAGUCAUGACCAUGAUAGUCGCUAUUUCGACGAGUGUAGUCGUACAGAUAGUGAUGAUCAUGAUACUGACUUCGUGGGCGUUGCUACACUUAAACGCCAACGUACAAAACGCAUACUCCUUAAUAAUGUAAAAUCAGUUCCAUAUGACAAGCUUAGGCAAUCUAUAAUAUCGUAUGCUUUAAAACGUGGCGUUAAAGUUACCAACAUGCGUGUUGUCGGAAAAAGGAGUAACAGAAAUGGAAUUGAAACACUCUCGGUGAGACUUAAUGUUAUAAAUUCUCAAUAUCAAUUAGCAGUAUCCAAUGAAUUUUGGCCAGCCAACACUUUUUGUAGACCUUGGCUCUCAGAAAAGCAGUACAACUUUAACCAGGUUGGCGACAAUUGGUUCGGACCGCGCAACAAGUACGACGAUAACAUGUCUGAGGACGACUGGUCAUACGACUGCACUCCUACCAAUUGUUAAUGAUAAGCAAUCUUAAUAUUUUAAAUUGGAACUGUAAAGGUAUCAUGUAUGGCUCACCCUACUUAGCCACGCUUCUCCCCUUAUUACAUAUAGUCGUUUUAACUGAGCACUGGCUCUAUCCUGAUUCUACUUCAUUUCUAGAUUCAUUUGAUUCAAAUUUUUCUGCCUUGACGGUUUGUGACAAACGCCUUUCUAUAGACUAUGGUCCGAGGCGUGGCUGUGGUGGUGUUGCUAUAUUAUACAGAAAAGAAUUUAUUGUAAAACCGAUACCUGUCAAUGACCGAAUCUGUGGAGUUCAAUUGCUUGUCAGUAAGGAUACUUACAUUUUCGUCUUUGCUGUUUAUAUGCCAUGUAACACUUACCCAGAAAAUAUUUUUCUGGAGUACCUCGAUUCUCUGUAUGAAGUUUACCAUAAAUACAAGCAGCUUGGCACAGUUGUAUUUGCUGGUGAUUUUAAUGGCCAUUUGAGUGCAAAAAGUGGCCCAAGAUGUAGCAUUUCGCCAAAUUCUAGGGGUCUUAAGAUAGAAGAUUGGUUAUUAGAAUGUAAUCUUUUUUCUGUUAAUUCAAGUGACCUUGCUGACGGUCCGUGGUUUACAUUUUACAGCGGUAAUGGCAAAAACGUGUCUUGCGUCGAC